This is a messenger RNA of Oenanthe melanoleuca, 10682 nucleotides long. RefSeq names its product DnaJ heat shock protein family (Hsp40) member B6 (gene DNAJB6). Gene Ontology annotation, cellular component: cytosol; endoplasmic reticulum membrane. Gene Ontology annotation, biological process: positive regulation of proteasomal ubiquitin-dependent protein catabolic process; protein refolding. The record is from RefSeq and is a predicted model, not a curated record. NCBI's taxonomy places the organism in Eukaryota, Metazoa, Chordata, Aves, Passeriformes, Muscicapidae. The transcript has 9 exons. Gene Ontology annotation, molecular function: ATPase activator activity; Hsp70 protein binding. The coding region runs from base 257 to 1261 and encodes 334 amino acids.
GCCGGCGCAGGCCCCGCGGUGCUGGAGCAGCCCCGGGUGCCGCGGGGGCUCUGCCUGGCCUCGGCGGGGCUCGGGCGGGGAGCGGCUGCCCAGGGCUCCCCCGGACUCGGAGCGGAACAAAUCCCAGCUCGCAGUCCGCCUGUUCACCGCAAGGCAGAAAAAAAAAAUCCGGGUUUCCAUUCCUUGCUUACAGUGAUGCUGGUUUCCAGAAGGACUUGAAAGACUCAGCUGUUGUUACCAAGAAAAUUCCUGAAACAUGGUGGAUUACUAUGAAGUUCUGGGAGUGCAGAAGCAUGCCUCAGCAGAGGAUAUCAAAAAAGCGUACCGUAAAUUGGCACUAAAAUGGCACCCUGAUAAAAAUCCAGACAAUAAAGAUGAGGCGGAACGGCAAUUUAAGCAAGUAGCUGAGGCCUAUGAAGUCUUGUCAGAUGCUAAAAAACGUGACAUCUAUGACAGAUAUGGAAAAGAAGGCCUAAUAAAUGGAGGUGGAGGUGGAAAUCAUCAUGAUAAUCCAUUCGAAUUUGGAUUCACAUUCCGCAACCCAGAAGAUGUCUUCAGGGAGUUUUUUGGUGAAAGGGACCCCUUUGCAUUCUUUGAAGACCCUUUUGAGGACUUCUUCGGGGUCAGGCGGGGUCCAAGGGGAGGCAGGAACAGAGGUGGUGGUGGAUCAUUUUUGUCUACCUUUGGUGGAUUCCCUGCCUUUGGAAGUGGCUUUUCUCCAUUUGACGCAAGUUUUACGUCGUUUGGCUCUCUGGGACAUGGAGGCCUUACUUCAUCGUUCUCCUCUACGUCAUUUGGUGGCAGUGGGAUGGGAAGCUUCAAAUCUGUAUCAACCUCAACUAAAAUAGUUAAUGGCAGAAAAAUUACUACAAAGAGGAUUGUUGAGAAUGGACAAGAGAGAGUAGAAGUUGAAGAAGAUGGCCAGUUAAGGUCGCUAACAAUAAAUGGGGAGGCAGACGAGGAAGCCUUUGCUGAGGAGUGCAGACGGAGAGGACAACACGCUCUGCCCUCCCAGCCCUCCAACCUGCGCCUGCUGAAGCCUCACAAAGCUGCCAGCACCCCCCGCUUCCCCUGCCACUACAGCAGCGAUGAGGUGGAAGAGCAAGACAGAAGCCGGGUUAUGAGCAGCUUCGAGGCCCCUUUUUAUUUAUCAGGUGUGCAAAAGCGUGUUGGUGAGAAAUGUGCAGAGAAGGACCCAUCACAUAGUCAAAAAGCAAACCCAAAGAGCCAAGCAAGAAGUUGGUGCUGUGUGUUGACUUAAUGGUAGUUCCCUGGCAGAUAAUUAAUAGCAGCUUGUUUGCCUUCAUCCUGCUUUAGCUCUGAUCUUCCAUUUAGCCUAGAUUCACUAACGCCCUGGGAGAUUUAAGGAUCCAGGGCAAAUACUGUUGUGCUGCUGAAGUGCCUCUGCUCUUUGUUGUUAAAAGUGAAGGCAUUUUAGAGGUUAACUCAUCACAAUACUUUGCACAUUCAUUUACUUAAAUUGUGCUUGGCUUCCUUGUCCAAGGAGAAGUUCAGCAAGUUGAUGCUAUUUCUGGAAGCUGCAAUUUUAGGCAACUAAAUCCUAAUAAAGGAGGCUGAGAACGUUCAGGCAAACGUGGCAAUGUGGCAAUUGUCUGGGUUAUUUUUGGAAGUAAUUAGUCCUUUGAUAUAUUUCCAGUCUGUAAUUUUUUGGCAAUGUAGUCCAGAGGCUAUCUUGGACAACAAAGUCCUCAAAACUACUUAAGUGGAACCUGUGGUCAGAAAUCAUCCAAGACUGUGAGGACAGGUUUUUCUGAGAUGAAGGAUGCCUUUCUACUUGGAUGCCCAAACCAGGGACCCUUCUCGUAGUGUGAAAUCAGGUGAAGUUCUGGGAAGUGUGAGCCUAUGAGGCUUCUCAGGGUAAACACAGCACAUGAAAAAUAUGCAGUGUAUCCCAAAACAGGUGCUCCCAGAGCUGUACCAACCUCCACUGUAUUUAUGAGCCUUUAAACAUAACACUGUCUUUUAUGUGGAAGACCUAAAGAUAUUAUGAAGGAUGAAAGAUUGAAAAAAUAGAAUAAUUUAGAUUAAUGUCUUCCUGAUAAGUUGCUGGAAGCUUUGUCUUUAAACAUGACCAAGUUGAAUAUUUUAUUUAAAAAAGAAAAAAAGGAAAGGAAAAAAAACUGACAAAAAGUUACAGAGGCCUGAACGUAAAGUUCUGGGCUGAUGUCCUGAAGCUUCCCAUGCAAGGGCAAGAGACAGGUUUGGUCUCCUGUGUCUAUGGCUGGCAAAACAACUCUGCCUUUGGACGCACAAAGAUCUCUGCAAUUACAAUAUUUUGCAAUGGAUUCCAAGGAGCAGCUGAGUUUGACAUGCACCGUGCAAUUUUUGGAGCAAUUUGUAAGAUUGCUUAGGACUUUUUGCUGUGAAUUUAUUUAUGCUCCAAGACGCACAACUUUGCAAUUAAAAUUAAUUUCCAGAAGUAUUAAUGCAAUCACAAAAUACUCUCUUCUACCAGUAGAUUGUGAGUUGCCAAAAAAGACUCAGGGUGAAAACUUGAUUGCAGUGAGACUAAGAUUUUACUGUUGCUUUAAAUAUUUUGCCUGCUGUUCCUCUGAUGGACAGGGCUGCUGAAGGACUGGUCGAGUCAGUCAUAAAAACCUACGUGAGUGUCUUAAUCCCUCCCUGGGGAGUUUGUGCACGAGCCCUGGCCAGUAAUGCCAUUUCCCUUCAUGGGUGCUCACCUCUGCUGACUGCCUUGCCCUGCAAGCAGCUUCACCAGCACAGCUCUGUAAUUACAGAGACCACUUGACUCGCUUGGCUUCUCAUCCAUCACUGCCGUGCUUACAUGGGCCAGCAGAAUCUGUUUCUGCCUUGCUCCAAAGCCCUCUCAAAUUCUGGGAAACAAUCAAGUUCAAUGGUCUCAAACCAGGUGCAGUUCCACCUUGACUCAGACAUUUUUGCCACCACCAGCAUCAGGCCCUUGACAGCAGGACCAUGCAGCAGUUUUAGAUGUUGUCUCAGCACCUCAAGCAAACCCUCAGUCGUUGAUGAUUCAUUUGCAGUGAAAUGGUUUUCUUUUCCCAGCUCUAAGAAUGGGACUGUUUGAAUUUUGAUUUGUAAGUCAGCAGGAAAUUUAAAUGAAGGAGAAGGGGAGAGGUUUCAUCUUGACUAUGUGGUGGGAAUCCCUCUGGAAGUGGCAUCUCUCUAGUGCCCAAGAGGAAAGGCUGGCCAAUUCCUUUAGACUGGCAAAUCCAGAGGUGAGAUGAAUCCUCUCCUUAGUCAUCACAGUGGGAAUUUAAUCAAAAAUGUGAGUUUAAUUUAAUUCUCCAUCUAUCAUGGACACUUUGUGUUUUAGUGGAAAUUGCUCUGGAAACUGUUUCUGGUUUCACAAUGGCCUUUUAGAAUAAAACUUCACCUCUUGUGCUCUGAAUUUGCUGCAUAUCUCAAACAGCUCUUUAGCUCCCAACAAGGAAUUUUUGAAAUAAGAAUUCAGAUACUGCAAGUGUUAUGCUCCCUGAUAGUGUGGUACAUGGCUGACUGGUGGGAUCUGAGCUGUGUCAAAGUGAUGUUAAUGCCAGCAGAGACCUGGGGAUGGCAGCUGUUAAUGCCAGAGGUAGUGGUAACUACCCUUUAAAAACUACUGCUUUGGAUUUGAGAAUUUUCACCUUUAUCCAUCAAGAAUGAUUGAAAUGUUUAAUUGUUAAAAUAGUAAAAAAAUAUUAUCAAAUUUUAUUAUUGGAAAAUAAUAUUGCAAGGUUUGCUCUUCCUUUUCAAAGAAACAGCUUGUAUUAACCUACAGCUUACAACAUUAAUAAUUCAUUUGUUGCUGCAUUUUCAUUUGCUGGCAUCUGUGAAGAGGAAGCCACUCUAAAAUAACUAGCUUAACUAAUCUUGAUCCUUUCCUAGCAUGGAUUCCUCUGCUGGAAAGUUGAGCUGUUUGUCCUUAAUUUCAUCUUUAAUUCAGUCUCUGUUCUUUCUACCAACAUGCAGUCUCCUGAAUUACACUUUACUAACUAGUAACAGUGAUGUGCUUUGUUAUCCAAACUAAUUACUUUAUAAUUCCAUCACAAACUUCGUUUUGGGCAUGUAAUGGAAAGAGAAAGGAAAGCAAAGCCACUGUUUUUUGUGGAAAUCUAAUCCAUGAGCAAUGCUGGAGGUGUGGAGAUGGAGUUCCCCCUCCCUUUGCUCCACAUCCCCUGGCUGUAACUGUGCAAUGGGAUGGGGUAACAGCUGUACCCCUGUGGGGCAGGGCUGGGAAGGCUGGCUGGUGGAUUUGGAGGCUGGCUGGUGGAUUUGGUAGCUGGCUGAUGGAUUUGAUAGCUGGCUGGUGGAUUUGGUAGCUGACUGGUGGAUUUGGAGGCUGGCAGGUUGCCCCCAGGCUUAGCCCAGAGCUGCCUUCAUGCAUGGUGUUUUGGCUGCUGGUAGAAAAUCAUCCUGUUACUCAUCAAAGACAGCUGGGCUGUGUGUAAGGGCUUCCGUGGCUGCAUAGCCUUGCAAGCUUUUGCUUGCCAUUUGGAAGUAAAACCUUGGCAAUCUAUUCAGUGUUGGUGUUACCCUAAUUAACAGGAGGCAAACAGGUGGAAUCUGGCUUGGUGUGUUCUUGUGGCAAUUCCAGGCAGAAUUGGUAAAGGAAAUAGGAUGGUGAACAAGCAUGAAGGAAGGCCCCUGCAAGUUACUAAAGCUUUUCUGUCCCCUAAAACAUCAAACUUGGGAUUACAUCACUGGGUUGGCCAGUGACACUGGAGAACUCACCCCUUGGAUUUAACAGUGUGGAUAAUUGAAUAGUGGAACAGCAUACCUAGAUAGGGUGGGAUGUUUUGUCACCCCAGGUCUUGGCUAAAGGCUCCCUCUCCACCAUGCUCCAUGGCACAGGCAGGAGCUGUGGAUGAGGAGAAGGAAUUAGUAGGUCAGGUUGUGCUGUGUGCUGGGCAGUGGCUCAGGCUGAGAGGAGGGAAUGUGAAAGUGUAAAGUUGUGAUUGCAAAUUGAGUCACACAUUAAAUUAUACUGAAGCUGUGAUCUGGGGUGAAUUUUUACAAUGGCAUAUGUGAGUGUGAUCAGUCUAAAAUAACAGAGGGUGGCUGCAACUCAGAGGUAAGCCAGCUGCCUUUGAAAUAGCAGUUUAUUGUUUUGAUUAGAGAGACAUUUCUAAGAGCAGAAAAUUAGAAAGAGCAAUAUAGAGCCCAGCUUGAAAGUGCCUCACUGCCCUUUUAAAGCUCUGUGGGUGGUGGGGCCAUGGCUGUUUCCAUGCUUUGAAGAAAGGCCACAAUCUUAGCAAAAAGUUGGUAGAUCUUGGAGAACAUUUUCUCUGAGACUUGAGCAGAAAGUGUGAACUUUCUGCUCCCACCCCCACACUCAAAGUUUCACUCUGAAAGUGGAAGGAGGCUCCUCCAAAGUCUUAACCUUAGCAGAUCAUUACAAAAAUCAUGCCCUGGCCCUUGUUGCUCACUGACCUGGCCCGAGCAGCAGCAAUGCUGUGUGUUGCCAGUUCUGAUGGAACACCUUGUUUCCUUCUGCUGACUCCUCUGCUCCUCUGUGCUGGCAGAAGGAAGGUGGAGCAGACCCAUGGCCACUCUCUGCAUCCUGGUAGAGCAGGCAGAUGUCAGACAGGGCAGGAAAAAGCAGGAUACCAGAAAUGUUCCCCGGGACACUUGUGCCUUUGGAUGUGCACACCUCCCUGGCAGCUGCCACCCAGGAAUGCCAUGAGUUUCACACUCAGUGACCCAACAAACUCGUGACCCUGGCAGGUGCAGAUGGCAGGGAAAUGAAAAGCCAGAAGGAAAGUCAGUCUGGGACACAGCAGAAGAGCUUCCCAGUUUAUUUGGGUCCUUGCUGAGUGAUGGUUGAAGGAGUUACACCUGAGUGUUUCUGGAAGUUGUUUGCAGCCUUCAGCAGCAGCUUUAUGAAAGCUGGAAUAGCUUCUGUGCUCCUUGUGGCUCUUACAGAAGUAGAAAAGAAGGGGAUGAAAUGGAGAGUGGGUUAGCUGAUGCUGUUUGUUUUAGACAAGAAUUAUCCAAGUAAAUCAGGUGUAAUUCCUAAUGGUGUGGAUUCUUGCUUCACCUAUCUCUGCUGCUGGCAGCUGACAAAAGCAAGAAAUAUCAGCUUAGGGAGAUUUCUAUCUGCAUUUGAGUGAAUCUGUUUUCCAAACGUCACAGCUUGGGGAAGCUCUUGGCAACCUGUUCUCCCUGUGCCCUGUGAGGCAUUUCUAGAGUUUGGGUGGCUGAAGAUUGCUGCUAAGGGUGGAAAUUUGAGCAGCCUUCUCCAAGGCCAGCACUGUUUGGCUGAGGGCAGUUCAGCCUGGCACUUACUAUGGGAAGUUUCUAUGGACACUUAGGGAUGCUGGCAACUCGCCAGGACACAGGGUCACUGCAGAGUGACCAGUCAUGGGGCUGCUGCUUUCUAAUUCAGAUUUUGUUGUCUCAUGACUUUGGGGCUAGUCUUGUAACCAAGACAGCUAAAUAAGCUUUUAAUUAGUGCUGGUUGAAGAAUUUGAGUGAAAUAUGCACUGAAGGGUUACAUCUUCAGUGUGCAGUUCUUAUUUAUGUUAGGAGCUGCUUCACUUGUUUGGAUUGGGGUUUUUGGCUGUUAUCACCCAGCAUAGCAUUACUGGAGCAACAGACUGGCAAAGUUUGACCCAUCCUUUCUUCUUAGGUGGGGGAAGAAAAGGAAAUGGCAGACAGUGAAAUUAUUUAUCACAGCAGGCUCAUAACAGAAAAGACCUGGCAGUUUUCUCUUGAGGAAUACUCUGUGUUUGUGUGUUAUCUCCUACUUUGGGCAAUCUCUUUCUGUGUGUCAGUGAUAACGCUUGAAAGAUUUCCACUUUUCAGCCUUAUCAUUCCAGGGGCUGGUGGGAGACCAUGUUGUCAAAUGCCUAAAUAUCUUCAUACCAUAAUAUUUUAACAUUUAAAUGGUUUCAUUUAUAAGACAAUAAAUUAUGUGGCAUUCACUUCAAGUCAUAAUUUACAUUGACUUAAUAUUUUUAAGAAACAGUUGCUAGAAUUGCUUUCAAAAUCUCAAGCAUUCGAAAAAAAUGAACUAUUGCAAAAAAAAAAAAAAGUGUAAUGACAUAAAAUAGCAGCAUCAAAUGCUAUCAUGCCUGGAUGUGGAAACCUUUUAGAAAUACUGACACUUGUUUGAGAAUGAAAAAUGAAAAAAAAUAUGUAUCUAAUACCUGCUAGGAUUUAAUGAUCCUUUCCCAAAUAUCUGUGUUAUUGUUUCAUAGUUAUUCCAUGAGCCAGUUCUGAUCAGCUGAGGUGAUGGUGUUUUUCCUUCCAGUAAAGGGAGGAAUCCUUUGAAUAACACCCCCCAGAUGACUGAUUCUCAGGAGUCAGCACAUCUCUCAUCUUUUCCACCUCCUUUGACCUCUGUGGGAAAGCAGGGAGAUGCUUGAGCCCUUCAGGGAUGGGUGCCUUACUCAGUGAGUUGAAUGCAGAAGGAUCCUUUUUUUGGUGAUGUACAGGUGACCAAGGGGCUGACGUGGAAGGAAACUUCCUGGAUGGAGUUCUUAGUGAGGAGAUGUUCACACAGUGACUCCAGGGACAGGAGUUUAGCUCAGGGGGUGACAGAGUGCAGGGAAAACCCAGUGUCAUCUGCAAUUCUGCUAAGCACUGCCAGUUUCCCUCUUCCUUAAACAAGAAAACUGGUUUCCACUCUAACUUUGUGCAAGCUGAUCGCUCAUGGCAGAAUUUCUAAAUAAAUAUCUUGCCUCUUGACUCAGAUGAUUACAAAAGAUGAAGUCAUGCAGUGGGUACAGCACAGGAGCUAGAGUGAUAACCUAGAACAGUUUCCUGUUGCUACAAGUGAGUGUAUUUCCUCUAACCUUUGAUAAUGUCUUAAAUGGUUUUAGCUGAAAGACUUACCUUGUGCUUCUCCCCAAGUCUUAAACUGAGGAAGUUCAGCUCUGCCAUGGGCACAUCUCUAACUGUGCUUGGGAGGAGCUCUGGUGGGGAGCAAACUGCAGCCACAACGUGGCUUUGUGCUCCCCCAGCCUCCCACCACUUUCUUUUCCCAUCUUAAUUUUGCUGUUGAUAAAUUGAUGGAGAACCAGGUGCACUGGUGAAACUGCUUCCUUGGGGCCAUUUCUGCCUGCCUGCUGACCCAACAGAGGAAAGAAUAGGGAUUUCCACACAGGCAGAGCUGAAUUCCAGGGCCAUUCCUCUGAGUCCCAGCCCUGUCUCUCCCUGGAUUGCAGGGGCUGCUCUGCUCUGUGCUGGUCCUGGUGCCUGGACUGUGCUGAUCUCCAGUGACAGAGCACCACUGAGCUGAGAGAUCCCUCCAGCUGUCUGAAAACAUCACAGAAUGAUUGUCUGAGGGAAAUGUUUACUGGCUCUCAGUUUAGAUUUAUGAGUGCACCUGGGUAGAUGUGGUGGUUCACACAGUUCACUGCCCGUGAAAGUUGGAUUUUGCUGCAAGUUUGGAGGAAAAGGUGAUGCUAAACAAGAAUUGGUUUUCACACAUCUCUGUGGGGGUAAUAAACCAUUGGAAUGAUGAUCACAUGGCUGGAAGCUUGUGCCUACUGAACCUGCAGCAAAUAAUUGUUGCUUGAACUCAAUGCUUUCAUGCACCAUUGGGGCUGCAGUUGAAUAUAACCUGUGGUGCAUAGUUAAGCAUGAGCAGGCUGAUGACCAGCAUAUAAAAUAUAUAUUGGUAAACACUGAGCACCUUCUUAUUUACUCAGGAUUCUUGGCAUUCCCUAGUCUUAAAAUGGAAAUGCAAAUAUCGUGGUAACUCUGACUACCGUGAGCAGGAAAUGCCAGUACUUAAAUUGCUCCUGCUGCAUAAAUCUUAUUUAUUGCUUCCUUUUUGAAAAUUAGUCUGGUUUUGCAUGUGCUCUAAUUUUGAAGCUUUUCCUGAAUGGCUUUGAAGUAUUUUGAAAGUUCUCCAGAUCUUUUCAAACUUCAAAGAUUGGUAGUGUUUUCUUUCUAUCCUAUGUAAGGGAUAUAGUAGAAUGGGGGAUAUAAAGGAAAUGGCAAUUUAAAAAAAAACAAGCCAAGCACAUUAGGAAGCCAGACCUUUUCUUUAAUAUUCUUUAAACCAUUCAGAGAACAUGUGCUUUUGCUAGAAAGAAAAGUCCAUGAAUGCUGUGAAAAGUGUUUUACAAGCCAUGUUUCCUCAGGAUACAAAGAAGGCAGCAAGAGGAGGAAGCAGAAGCAGAGAGAGGAGCUGAAGAAGAAGAAGGCAACCAAAGCGAGUUACUAAAAUGGACUUCCCUGCUAUGCCAAUGCCUUUUAAUAAUGACAACUUCAUGUUACCUUCAAGCACACCUCUUUUGUGUAUAUUUUUUGAUUGUUCACACUGCUACCAAGGAAGUGACUCAUGUUUAAAACUGUACUAAAAUUGCACUAUGUUAUUCCUCUUAGUUUCACAGAGUGGCUUUCUUGCCCGUUCAGGUUAGUGAAUUCAGACAAGGCAGGUCGUGGUUAGAAGUGUGUUAUGUUUGAAGAUUGGAAAGUUACAGAAUUUCUUACCUCUUCCUUCCCUGGGACUAAGACAACUCUAGUCUAGUGUUUUUUAUUUGUCUUGUAGGAUAUAAAAAGCAAAUGCCUGCUUGUCACUGGCAUCAACACCAGGCCCAUUGAAAGAAGAGUCCUGUUCACUCAUGUCAUUGGGAGUGGGGCUGAGACAUGAGCUCUUAUAGGGUAAUUUAUGCAAGAUUAAUAAGUGGCUUUUAUGGUUGGGUUUUUUGGUUUUUUUUUUCCCAGGCUGGGCAGUUCUGCCCCUGCUAUUAAAGUGUUCCCUGAUAUGAAAUUGUAUCUUGAAGUUAUAUCCUCUGAUUUUAAGGAAUGUAGUGUAAUGAUGGUCUCCUGUAAGCACUCCUACUGAUUUCUUUAGGCUUAGUUGAUUCCUGAUGAAUCAUUUAGUGAAAUCAUUCCUUAUUUUAAAAAUUUAUUUUCAGAACCUAGAGACAAAUGAUCCAAGUGCUACUUUAAAACUGCUCUUUGUUUCUUCUGAGUAGGUUUUAGAUAACAAACAUUUUUUUAGCAUCCAUUUUAGAUUUUAUCAACUUGUUUCUGCAAAGAACUUAUACCUUUAUGUAUGAAAGCAUUUUGCAUUGGUUUUAUUGCAGGGCAAAUUUUGUUUUAGCUUAAAAAGAUGUCUUAGAUCUAAAAGAAAUAUGUGUUUCCUGGCAAGAUGACUUCCUUGCUUCCCAUACUUGUCUCAUGUGCAUGACACAUUGCUUCUCUUAACCUUUUAGUGUGUACAGAGCCCCUCUGUUGCCUUAAGCAUUUACCUGCAUGUUUCUUGUCAGUGUGUUGUCUCCUUUUUUUAACCUCCAGGUAGGAGUUAGUAGCUUAUGGUUUUGUUUUGUUUCUUUUGUCUUCCUCUUGCCAAUAUGUUGUUGAUGUAACAGCCUUAAACCUGGCAAUAUUGAAAGUCCAUAGUUCCUGAAGAAACUCACUCAUCCUAACGUUUCAAAGGUGUAGGAAUGCACAUAAUGGUGUAAGAGAGGAGCUAAACAGAAAAGCCAAGUCUGCAUUCUAGCAUGGUUUGAUAUAACAAAUUCUGGUGUCUCUGGUAUCUGAAUGGUUUAGCUUCAAUUCCCCAAUGUAACCCUCUGCAGGCACCACAUAACACACAAUAACCAUUUGUGAACUCUCUUAGAGUCUGUAAAUUAUGGUUAAGAUCAAAUAAGGUCUGAGUAUCGGUUUUCUGUCACUUAAGUACCACCUUUUUUUUUUGUGCAGUGUUACUAAUAUUUAAAAAUAAAGAAAAUCUGCCUUUA